This is a messenger RNA of Ipomoea triloba (trilobed morning glory), 3965 nucleotides long. Its product is annotated as filament-like plant protein 4. Bases 320 to 3541 code for a protein of 1073 amino acids. The transcript has 6 exons. The record is from RefSeq and is a predicted model, not a curated record. Lineage: Eukaryota; Viridiplantae; Streptophyta; Magnoliopsida; Solanales; Convolvulaceae.
UCCCUUUUUAAGUGACACCAAACGCCGAAUAUUUAUUUUUAUUUUUAUUUUAUUUUUAAUUUUAACCUCUCCCCACUGCACUAUCGCCAUCGCUCCACCACCGCUCCUCCGCCGUCCUCCGCCGCAGUUUCUCUCUCUAAAACCUCCGAAUAAAGGAGCACCGUGUUAACCUCUCUCCUUGUCUCUCUAGAGCUGAAUUGAUAAGCUAGAACUAAUAAAUAGAUCUAAAAUAGAAGUCACGCUUCUCUGUUUUUCUGUGUGAACUGACUGUAUCUAUCUAGCUGGGGAGCUGAGCUGCAUUGCAUUGUGAGUGAUUAUAAUGGAUCGGAGGAGUUGGCCAUGGAAGAAGAAAUCUUCUGAUAAGUCAGCGGCAGAGAAAAUUCCUGCAGCUACAGUGGACUCAGCUACAGAUUCAAAUGCCGCUCAGGGUGAUGAGAGCAAGCAGGAAAACUACAAGAAACCAAAAUAUGUGCAAAUUUCUGUUGAGUCGUAUUCACAUCUCACAGGACUGGAGGAUCAAGUAAAGUCCUAUGAGGAACAGGUUAAAGUGUUAGAGGAGGAGGUUAAGGACUUAAAUGAAAAACUGUCUGCAGCUGAAGAUGAAAUGACUAAUAAGGACAACCUGGUGAAACAGCAUGCUAAAGUUGCUGAAGAAGCCGUCUCAGGUUGGGAAAAAGCCGAGUCAGAAGCUGCAGCACUGAAAAAUCAUCUGGAAUCUGUCACCCUGUUAAAGCUUACCGCUGAAGACCGUGCAUCACACUUGGAUGGUGCUCUAAAGGAGUGCAUGAGGCAGAUACGAAAUUUGAAGGAAGAGCAUGAACAAAAAUUGCACGAUGUGGUUCUUAAUAAAACUAAACAGUUUGACAAGAUGAAGCUUGAGUUUGAAGCAAAGAUAUCUAACUUGGACCAAGAGUUGCUCAGGUCUGCUGCAGAAAAUUCUGCACUCUCAAGAUCUUUGCAAGAGCGUUCUAACAUGCUGGUUAAGCUCAGUGAAGAAAAAUCACAAGCCGAAGCAGAGAUAGAACAUCUGAAGGGCAAUAUUGAAUCUUGUGAGAAGGAGAUAAAUUCUCUUAAAUAUGAACUUCAUAUUGUUGCCAAGGAGCUGGAAAUUCGCAACGAGGAAAAAAAUAUGUGCGCGCGAUCUGCAGAAGUUGCAAACAAACAGCAACUGGAAGGGGUAAAAAAGAUUGCUAAGCUUGAAGCAGAGGUCCAAAGAUUACGUGGUCUUGUACGAAAGAAGUUGCCUGGUCCUGCGGCUCUUGCUCAAAUGAAGCUCGAAGUUGAGAGUUUAGGUCGUGACUAUGAAGAAACUCGAUUGAGGAAGUCUCCAGGAAAGCCUCCUAGCAGCCCACACCAUUCCAUGCAUGAUUUUUCAUUUGACAAUAUGCAUAAGUACCAAAAAGAAAAUGAGCUUCUAACAGAGCGCCUUUUGGCAAUGGAAGAGGAAACAAAGAUGUUGAAAGAAGCUUUGGCAAAACGUAACAGUGAACUACAAAUCUCCAGGAGUACAUGUGCAAAGACUGCGAACAAACUUCAAAGUUUGGAGGUAAUGCUGCAAGUGAAUGGCGAUUACACAAGUCCUUUGAAGCACAAUAUGCAUAUCCCUGUGGAGGGUUCCUUCAGACAGAAUGCAAGUAACCUUCGAAGCUUGGCCUCCAUGUCUGAAGAUGGUAAUGAUGAUACAAUAAGUUGUGCUGGGUCCUGGACUGCAGCAUCAAUGCCUGAUCUCUCGCAUAUCAAGAAGGAUAAUAUCUUUGAAAGUCCACACAAGUCUGAAAGUGCAAGUCAUCUGGAGCUUAUGGAUGACUUCUUGGAGAUGGAGAAAUUAGCAAAUCUUUCAAAUGAUUCAAAUGGGGGAGUUUCAAGUUCAGAUGGUUUGAAUAAUAUUAAAUCUGAAGUUGAGAACACGAAUACCACAGCCCUGGAAAAUCAGGCAUCUUCUAACAAGGAUGUAUCAGAAGCUAAUCACCAACCAGUUUCAGAGCCUUCACCAUUCAUGAAACUGCAGUCCAAAAUUUUAAUGGUAUUUGAGUCAAAGUCUAGCGAAGCUGACAUGCAAAAGGUCUUGGAGGAUAUUAGACGCACUUUGCAGGAAAUGUCCGAGACUUUGAAUCCCCAUUCAGCCACAAGUGAUGUUGAGGCUUUGCCAUCUUCUGAUGCUUCAAUUAAAUGUGAGUCUUAUCUUGAGGUUCAUGAUGUAACUGCAGAAAAUAAUAUUUCAGUCUCUCAUGAUAGAAAUACUGGUGCUGAUGCUGUGCACAAUAUCAGCCAAGAAUUGGCAGAUGCUAUCUGUCAGAUUCAUGACUUCGUAAUGUUCAUAGGCAAAGAAGCAAAGGCUGUGCAGGGAACCUCUAUAGAUGGAAAUGGACUCUAUGAAAAGCUCGAUGAGUUCUCUGCAACAUACAUGGAAGUUGUAAGCAGCAAAGUUAGCCUUGUAAAAUUUGUUCUUGACCUCUCUCUUGUGUUAAGUAAAGCGAGUGAACUACACUUCAAUAUUCUGGGUUACAAAAAUUCUGAAACAGAGAUUAGUUCUGCUGAUUGCAUUGACAAGGUUGCUUUACCAGAGAACAAAGGUCAGCAGCACAUGGUAGAUGGAUAUUCAAAUGGUUGUGCCCGCUUGUCCGAUUCUGCGUCUGAUCCUGAUAUUCCUCAUGAUGGAAGUCUUGUUCCUACAUCCGAGUCAACUACUGCAUCAUGGAAAUGCUCGUCUGAGGAGUUUGAAAAUUUGAAAUUAGAGAAAGAAAAUCUGGUAGUUGACCUAGGUAGACGCACUGAAAAUCUAGAAAGCACAAAAUCCCAGUUGGCUGAGACCGAGCAGUUACUGGCAGAGAUUAAGUCACAGUUAAUAUCUGCUCAGAAGUCAAACAGUUUGGCAGAAACACAGCUUAAAUGUAUGGCAGAGUCGUAUAAUUCGCUUGAAGCACGUGCAGAGAACUUACAAGCCGAAGUUAAUGUUCUUCAGGCAAAAAUUGAAACUCUGGAUAUCGAACUUCAAGAAGAGAAAAAGGGUCAUCAUGAUGCUCUAGCCAGAUGCAAGGAUCUUCAAGAACAACUGGAAAUGAUUGAAAGUUCAAAAGCUGAGAUUGAUGCAAAGAAAACCCAGGAGAAAGAGUUAGCGGCUGCAGCAGAAAAGCUUGCCGAAUGUCAAGAAACAAUAUUUCUUCUCGGGAAGCAGUUGAAGUCUUUGCGUCCUCAGGCAGAGUUCAUGGGCUCCCCACAGAGCCCGAGAAGUCAAAAAGGGGAAGGCUUGAACGAAGAACCAACAAUAAGCGGAUUGAGCUUGCAUGAUGCUGAUCUGACUAAGCUAGACACUGCUGCUUCUCCCAAUCGGAAGCUGAACCUAGAGUCUCAAAUGGAACUAUACGAAGCUCGUUUUAGUCCCUCAGACUCUGAAUCAAACAACCCAUUGAGGUCACCUGUCAGCUCAAAACACCGGCCUACAAGGUCAAGUAUUCCUUAUCCAGCUUCUGCCCAGACACCUGAAAAGCACUCCCGAGGGUUCAGCAGAUUCUUCUCAUCAAAAGGAAAAAGCGGGAGUUAAGAGCUUGCAUCUUGCAGGCUUAACACCAUGGUGCUCUUUUAACAGUUCAUACAAUAAAACAUGAAAACACAGAAGCUCAACUGAAGAAGUCCUGUAGAUAAAAGUAGAGACCCCUUCUCAACCCUGCCUUGGUUCAUACAAGUGUUGCUGUGGAAUUUCAAGACAUGAGGCUUGAUAUCAUACAUUUGAGCUUGGAGGCAUACUGAAAACUAGUAAGUUCAGGGAUCUUUGUGAAUUUUUUAUUUUUAUUUUUAUUUUUUUCCUUCUUGGAUCUGAAAAUGUUGGUGAAACAUAUAUCACAUUCUGCUAGAAAUUCCAAAACUGUAGCCAUUCUGAUUGUUGUGUUUCAUCUCAGAGGAUGAUGCUCUCUGAUUACUGUAUGAAGUUUUUGUUUAAAUGGGUGUAUAUGAUUUUUUUGUGUCUA